Molecule: messenger RNA, 2227 nt
Organism: Polyodon spathula (Mississippi paddlefish)
Lineage: Eukaryota; Metazoa; Chordata; Actinopteri; Acipenseriformes; Polyodontidae
Gene: foxn3
Product: forkhead box N3
Exons: 7
Coding region: 210-1673 (487 amino acids)
Biological process (GO): regulation of DNA-templated transcription
Cellular component (GO): nucleus
Molecular function (GO): DNA-binding transcription factor activity; cis-regulatory region sequence-specific DNA binding
Source: RefSeq, a predicted model, not a curated record
UGUCAAGUAAACAGUGGAAGAUAAGUCAGGACUUGCCAUGUUUUAUGUAGAUACUGCCUUUUCUCUGUCUUCUUGCAUCCACAUUGCCAUUUUAAGAAUCUGGGUUUCUCUAGAACAAUUAGUUACAAGGACAGAACUUUGGAUCUGAAGAGGAUUGAUUUGUAGAUGAAAGUAAAACAGGUGACUGCACAUCAGGAGUCUUGGUCUAAAUGGGUCCAGUCAUGCCUCCCAGCAAGAAGCCGGAAGGUUCAGGAAUCAGUGUUUCCAAUGGACUGAGCCAGUGUUACCCAGGAAGCGCUUUAACCAAGGACCUCCAGGAAGCUGAGGAGCUAGACUUAGCACUGCCCACCAUCAAAUUGGAAAAAGGGGCCAUGGAAGAUGAAGAGUUGACAAACUUGAACUGGCUUCACGAGAGCAAGAACUUGCUCAACACUUUUGGGGACACUGUUCUGCGGAGUGUGAGCCCUGUUCAGGAGAUUGAUGACGAUACCCCUCCUUCCCCCGCACAUUCAGACCUGCCCUAUGAUGCCAAGCAGAAUCCAAACUGCAAGCCUCCAUAUUCCUUCAGCUGCCUCAUAUUCAUGGCCAUCGAAGAUUCUCCCUCCAAGAGACUGCCAGUAAAGGAUAUUUACAAUUGGAUCCUUGAACAUUUCCCUUACUUUGCUAACGCCCCCACCGGGUGGAAAAACUCUGUCAGACACAACCUGUCGUUGAAUAAGUGUUUUAAGAAGGUAGACAAAGACAGAAGUCAGAGUAUUGGGAAAGGUUCAUUGUGGUGCAUAGAUCCGGAAUACAGACAAAAUCUAAUUCAGGCAUUGAAAAAGACACCUUAUCAUCCAUACUCCCAGGUGUUUAAUACACCUCCCACAUCUCCUCAGGCAUAUCAAAGCAUGUCAAGCCCACCUAUUUGGCCAGGGAGUCCAUUCUUCAGAAAAAAUGGAGUUCUUUUACAAGAUCCUGACAUUGAUGCUGCCACUACCAUGAUGCUUUUGAAUACUCCAGACCUAUCAGCUACUUUCCCUCAGGGAGUAAUCCAGAAUGGAGCUCGUAUUCUGAGCCGAGGAAUGUUUACGGGCAUCAGACCACUGCCAAUCAAUCCUAUAGGAAGCAGGGCAGCUGCAGUAAGGAAUGUACUUGCUAACUGCCGGAUGCGAAGCGACAGUGAGCCGUCCUGUGGUUCUCCUGUCGUAAGCAGCGACCCUAAAGAGGAUCAUAACUACAGCAGCGCCAAUUCUUCCAAUCACAGAAGCACCUCUCCCACCAGCAACUCAACCUCAUCUACAGACGACCAUUACGACUUCGCUGCGAAGGGCAGCCGCGAUGGCAGCGAAGUGAGCGAGGGUAGUUUCCAAAGCAAUGAAAGCCACAGCGAAACUGAGGAAGAGGACAAAAAAAUGAUUAAAAAGGAGACCAAGGAUUCUCUUGCUGACAGCAGCUGUUUGGUGCAGCACAAGAAAAGGCAACAUUUGACAAAAGCUAAACAAAAAGUUUCCAGUGAUACUCUGCCUUUAAAAAAGAGGCGCACGGAGAAACCACCCGAGAGCGAUGACGAGGAGAUGAAAGAAGCAGCCGGCUCCCUCCUUCAUCUGGCAGGGAUUCGCGCCUGUUUAAAUAAUAUCACCAACAGGACGGCAAAGGGGCAAAAAGAGCAAAAAGAGUCUAUGAAAAGUUAGGACUGAAACAUCAGUUUUAAUGGAAUUUACUAUUUUUUUUUUCAGGACAUCAGGUGAAUUCUAAUGAUUUGUGGCAAUAUCAACAAUCACUUUGUUUUCCUAUAUUUUUAAAGCCUUUUUUUUUGUUUUGUUUUUUGUUUUUGUUUAUUUCUUUGUUUUGUUUAAAGGAGCUUAAAGCCAUAGCAAAACUUUUACUGAUGCUCACAUCAUUUAGAAACAGACUUUUGUCGACCUGAAAAUGAAAAAAAUUAAUUGGCCAUAUUCUUGGGACACAAAUCAUUCUAUGUGGGACACAAAACAAAUUUACGAUCUUGAUUAAAGUAAAAAACUAAAGUGAUAGCAAUCCCUCUAAUUCAGCAAAGUAAAGUUUUUGCACAGUUGUGUGGACGUUUAGCUGUAUCAAUGUGUACGUGUUGGAAGGAGACAGUGAUACAUGAUUUGUCGUGUUGUGGAUAUUUCUAUUAUGAAAUGCAUGCAAAAAUAAGCAGCACUAUGCCCAGUGUCUUUAUUUGUGGCAUAUGGUCAAGAAACAGUAGUUCCAAUUUUUUUUUUUU